Monascus purpureus is the source of this 4168-nucleotide messenger RNA. NCBI's taxonomy places the organism in Eukaryota, Fungi, Ascomycota, Eurotiomycetes, Eurotiales, Aspergillaceae. The record is from the annotation of a GenBank genome assembly.
CAUCAGUGAGCCACAUACUCAUCGACUUUCAUUGCAUCGAGCCGGAUGUAGUUCUUGCUACCCCUUCUGCGGGAUUUUUCUGGUGUCAACUUACGUCGCAAAUCCAAUCUUGCUGCCAUAAUGUCUGACGCCGACUUUGAAGCCGUCCGGAAGCUCCAAGCCGAGCGCAAUGCCGCUGCAGCUGGAAAAAAAGGUUCAAAGACCUUUGAUGCGUCUAACCAACGCACUGACGUUUCGACAAAGGCCUCCCUCACCGAAAACUUCGAUACGACCCUGUAUGACCGUGACGGCGCAGAUAAGUUUGCUGGCUACAGCACUUCGAUCGCAGUUGAUGGCGAAGAUGAAGAGAUGGAGGAUGUGGAUGGAGGGCACCGUCUUGUCGGACAGUAUACCGCAACAAGAGCCCAGAUAGACGAGAUGGCCCAUGGUAAUGGUGUCGAAGAAGAGGAUAUACUCCUUGGACGCGAGAAAGCGGCAAGGAUUGCAGACCGUGAGACUGACUAUCAGAAGCGGCGGUUCAACCGCGGACCUUUGACGCCGACUAGGGCCGAUCCCUUCGCCGCGAAUGCCCAUGCGAAUGUGGAAGCCGAAGGCCAGACUUACCGUGAAGUUAUGGCCCUCCGCGAGCUUGAGAAAGAGGAAGAACGUGUAAGAAAACUCAUUGAAGAGAAACAGGCUCGUGGAGCAAACGGCGUCGAGCAUCACGAAGCUACCUUAAAGUUGGAGGAAAGCGACAAGGAAAAUGCCGAGUCGGGAGCUACCGUUACGGUUGCGACCGGCCGCAAGAGGAAACAGAGGUGGGACGUUUCUUCUGAGCCCACCCCUUCACCUGCUGCCGCUGAAGUUUCUCAGCCUACCGAGACAAAACCUAAGAGGUCCCGUUGGGAUCAAACUCCCGCUCCAGCGCCUCCAGUGGAAGCCCCCAAACGUCGUUCAAGAUGGGAUCAAGCGCCUGCCCUUGGGGCAGCUACGCCUGUCGGCAAUGCUGGCCUCGCAACUCCCAUGCAUCCUUCUCAAGUAGGUGCGCCUGUAAUGCCAACUAGCUUUGGGACUGAUAUCUCGAACCGCAAUGCCCCCUUGACGGACGAGGAACUUGAUAUGAUGCUCCCUUCGGAAGGCUACAAGAUUCUCGAGCCUCCUCCGGGCUAUGCUCCAAUCCGAACUCCUGCAAGGAAGCUCAUGGCAACUCCAGCUCCUGUUUCCACCUCCGCUGGAGUAGGCGGAUUCAUGAUGCAGGAACCCGAGAGCGCUCGCGUUCUUGGAAAACAGCUCCCGACUGAUAUCCCGGGAGUUGGUGAUCUUCAGUUUUUUAAGCCGGAAGACAUGGCUUAUUUUGGCAAGUUGAUGGACGGGGGCGAUGAAAGCGUGAUGUCUGUCGAAGAGUUGAAAGAGAGGAAAAUCAUGAGACUGCUCUUGAAAGUCAAGAACGGCACACCACCCAUGAGAAAGACGGCUUUGCGUCAACUCACAGAUAAUGCGCGGCAAUUUGGAGCGGGGGCCCUCUUCAAUCAGAUCCUUCCUCUACUUAUGGAAAAGUCGCUCGAGGAUCAGGAGCGUCACUUGCUGGUCAAGGUUAUCGACCGUGUGCUUUAUAAGCUUGACGACCUCGUUCGGCCCUAUGUUCAUAAAAUUCUUGUUGUCAUUGAGCCUUUGCUCAUUGACCAGGACUAUUAUGCCCGUGUCGAAGGUCGUGAGAUAAUCUCCAACCUUGCUAAGGCAGCCGGUCUUGCUACCAUGAUCAGUACGAUGCGGCCGGAUAUUGACCACGUUGAUGAGUAUGUCCGAAACACCACCGCUCGAGCCUUUGCCGUGGUUGCCUCGGCACUUGGUAUUCCAGCUCUACUACCUUUCCUCCGUGCUGUCUGUCGCAGCAAGAAGUCUUGGCAGGCAAGACAUACUGGGGUUAAGAUUGUCCAGCAGAUACCCAUUCUAAUGGGUUGCGCUAUCCUUCCUCAUCUCAAAGGCCUGGUCGAUUGCAUUUCCGACAACCUCAGUGAUGAGCAGGCAAAGGUAAGGACUGUCACGGCCUUGGCUGUGGCAGCGUUAGCUGAAGCUGCUAAUCCGUAUGGUAUUGAAAGCUUUGAUGAAAUUCUAAACCCUCUUUGGACCGGGGCCCGAAAGCAGCGAGGCAAGGGUCUCGCUGCGUUCCUUAAGGCAGUGGGCUACAUUAUCCCUCUUAUGGAUGAAGAAUAUGCCAAUUACUAUACAAGCCAGAUUAUGGAGAUCCUGCUCAGGGAGUUUUCAUCCCCUGAUGAGGAGAUGAAGAAGGUCGUCCUCAAAGUGGUAUCACAGUGCGCUAGUACAGACGGGGUGACAGCUAGUUAUCUCAAGGAACACGUCCUUUCUGAUUUCUUUAAGAGCUUCUGGGUGCGGCGGAUGGCCCUCGACAGAAGGAAUUACCGCCAAGUCGUGGACACUACUGUCGACCUAGGACAAAAAGUAGGAGUGGGCGAGAUUUUGGAACGCAUUGUAAACAAUCUGAAAGAUGAAAGUGAACCUUACCGGAAGAUGACGGUGGAAACGGUGGAGAAGCUGGUGGCGGCUCUGGGAGCGGCGGAUAUCUCAGAAAGAUUGGAGGAACGACUAAUCGACGGCGUUCUUUAUGCUUUCCAGGAGCAAAGCAUUGAAGACAUUGUCAUCUUGAACGGGUUCGGUACUGUGGUGAAUGCACUUAGCACACGAUGCAAGCCAUACCUUCCGCAGAUCGUCAGUACCAUCCUAUGGAGGCUGAACAAUAAAUCGGCCACUGUCCGCCAGCAGGCUGCGGACCUCAUCUCGCGCAUUGCCAUGGUUAUGAAACAAUGCGGCGAAGAUGCACUAAUGGGAAAACUUGGUAUUGUCCUUUAUGAAUAUUUGGGUGAAGAAUACCCCGAGGUUCUCGGAUCCAUUCUGGGUGCGUUACGGUCCAUUGUCACUGUGGUCGGUAUUAACCAGAUGCAACCACCGAUCCGAGACCUCCUCCCUCGUCUCACUCCCAUCCUCCGCAAUCGUCAUGAGAAGGUGCAAGAGAACACUAUCGACCUGGUCGGCCGUAUUGCCGAUCGUGGUCCCGAGUCAGUCAACGCUCGAGAGUGGAUGCGUAUCUGCUUUGAACUUCUAGAUAUGCUCAAGGCCCAUAAGAAAGGCAUUCGCCGGGCUGCCAAUAACACGUUUGGUUUCAUUGCUAAGGCUAUCGGACCGCAAGAUGUUUUGGCAACAUUGCUCAACAACCUCCGUGUGCAAGAACGUCAAUCCCGUGUGUGCACCGCAGUUGCCAUUGGUAUUGUGGCUGAAACUUGUGCGCCUUUCACCGUUCUUCCAGCUCUCAUGAACGAAUACCGCGUUCCGGAGCUCAACGUGCAGAACGGUGUCUUGAAGGCUAUGUCAUUCCUGUUUGAAUACAUUGGCGAGAUGGCUAAGGACUACGUCUAUGCUGUCACGCCGCUCCUCGAGGACGCGCUUAUCGAUCGGGACCAAGUUCACCGCCAAACAGCAGCCAGUGUCGUCAAGCAUAUCGCCCUUGGUGUCGUUGGUCUUGGAUGCGAAGACGCAAUGGUCCAUCUUUUGAACCUCGUAUUCCCCAACAUCUUCGAGACAAGCCCUCAUGUCAUCGAUCGUGUGAUCGAGGCCAUUGACGCGAUUCGCAUGGCUGUAGGCACAGGAGUGGUGAUGAACUACGUCUGGGCAGGACUGUUCCAUCCGGCUCGCAAGGUCCGGACCCCAUAUUGGCGGCUGUACAAUGAUGCCUACGUACACAAUGCGGACGCCAUGGUGCCGUAUUAUCCCGACCUGGAGGAUGAUGGGCUGGCUAGACUGGAGCUGGCGAUUGUACUUUGAUAAGUCUUUCUGCGGGUUUUCUCUAUUCUACUUGUCUAAUCGUUCUUAUUUCUGAUGCGGUGUUGUUGUUGAUAUUGGGCGUAGGGGUUAUAGCUGUAUUCUGUAUCUAUUACUGGCCUCUUGUAGCAAAGGUCGAAUGGCAAUAUGCUUCUCAUGGAUUACAGCGUACACAAUUAAUAAAUACGGAUUUGCUCAGUAAUCAAAACGAGUCUUGGAUUGGUCGUGAAAUGUACCUGUCCCAAGGGUUGUCUUCGUAAACCGCCGCGGCGUCCGGCAAGCCAUUGAUAUCUGCCAAGACCAAACCCGGACACGAACAAGCAACGGAAGUGAAGAAUCAGAAAAAGAGAACGGC